AAAUCCAACUUAUUACUCUCCGGUGAUAUGACAGAUUAACUCAAGAUGUCGGUGGAAAGCUCAAAGUCAUUUAAGUUCACCUUCCAGUCGUCUGUGCACAGUUCACAUGUUCUGCAGUGUCUGAAUGAGCAGAGGAAGAAAGAUCUUCUGUGCGAUGUGACUGUUGUGGCGGAGAGCCAGAGUUUCCGGGCUCACCGGGCAGUUCUGGCGUCCUGCAGUGACUACUUCAGUGCUCGUGUGUCCACUCAUACACCCGAAAGCAUUGUCAUCAACCUUCCUGAUGAGAUCACCUCAGAGGGAUUUGAACCCUUGCUGGAGUUCGCCUACACCUCAAAACUCCUCUUCACCAAAGAGAACGUGCUGGAAAUCCGCAACUGCGCCUCCGUUCUCGGCUUUAAAAACUUGGACAAGGCCUGCUUUGAUUUCCUGCUCCCUAAGUUCUUUGACAGCAACAGAGGUACAUUUUUUGCUCAAAAUAUAAACAUUAGCGUGCAACAUGGUGGCUCAGUGGUUUGCACUGUUGCCUUACAGUAAGAAGGUCACAGGUUCGAGUCCCGGCUGGGUCAGCUGGCAUUUCUGUGUGGAGUUUGUAUGUUCUCUUGUGUUCAUGUGGGUUUCCUCCAGGUGCUCUGGAUUCUUUCACAGUCCAAACACAUGCGCUAUCAGUGAAUUGAAUGAACUGAAUUGGCCGUAGGGUAUGUGUGUGAUGUGAGAGUGUAUGGAUGUUUCCCAGUCAUGGGUUGCAGCUGGAAGGGCAUGUGUAAAACAUAUGUUGGUUCAUUCCGCUGUGGCGACCCCUUAUGAAUAAAGGGACUAAGCCAAAGGAAAAUGAACGAAUAUUAACAUAAAAAACUAAAGUCUUUGUUUGUUUUUGGAUGAAGGGGUUCAAAUGUGAGACUAAUUGUUGGUAGAUUAUUCGUGAAAGAUAAGACUCGUGUCAGGACAUGGCAAAUAAUCGAAAGCUAUUUUCAUGCACAUUUUGCCACUAAACCAGUUUCUAGUCAAUCUCCAGCAUAUUGUUUUAGAUGGAGCAGCGUUUACUACUAAGAGGAAUAGUUCACUGACAAGCUACGCAAAACUGUGUUUCAAAUCUAAAUCCAUUUAUUCAGACAAUCAAGAUGAUUAUUCCGUGAU
This is a messenger RNA of Danio rerio (zebrafish), 1134 nucleotides long. RefSeq names its product BACH transcriptional regulator 1b (gene bach1b). Gene Ontology annotation, cellular component: nucleus. The record is from RefSeq and is marked provisional. NCBI's taxonomy places the organism in Eukaryota, Metazoa, Chordata, Actinopteri, Cypriniformes, Danionidae. Gene Ontology annotation, biological process: regulation of DNA-templated transcription. Gene Ontology annotation, molecular function: DNA-binding transcription factor activity; DNA binding; sequence-specific DNA binding.